AUGUCUACCAUUCAGCAACUCAAGAACUUUAUCCGGCACGGCAAGCAAGCUCGUGCCGCUGCUCCUGACGAGUCUCCACGCAAGACAGAACAGCAACAGGCGCCCACAGUCCAGCACAAGACAGCAUCAGAUCCCAGUAACACCCACUACGCAAGGGCACAGGAGCCCGGAAACGAAUAUGGCGAUGACGAUUACGCCCGCAGCAAGAGCAAGAAGCGCGUCGACGAUGAGAAGCUCGCCAAGCUUAUUGCUGAGGAGAAUGCCAGCAAGAGCAAAUUCCCUCGUUACCCCGGCCUCGAGCGUUGGGAACUCGUCGACAAGAUGGGUGAUGGUGCCUUCAGCAAUGUUUACCGUGCCCGCGACACAACAGGUCAGCAAGGCGAGGUCGCCAUCAAAGUUGUACGCAAGUACGAGAUGAACAGUAUGCAGCGAUCAAAUAUCUUGAAGGAGGUCCAGAUCAUGCGACAACUUGACCACCCCAAUAUUAUCAAGCUCGUCGAGUUCUCCGAGUCGAGGCAAUAUUAUUACAUCAUUCUGGAGCUUGCCCCUGGUGGUGAACUUUUCCACCAGAUCGUCCGCUUGACAUAUUUCAGCGAGGAGCUUUCUCGACACGUUAUUGUUCAAGUGGCCAAGGCUCUUGAAUAUCUCCACGAGGAGAAGGGUGUUGUUCAUCGUGACAUCAAGCCCGAGAAUAUUCUGUUUGAGCCUAUUCCUAUAGUGCCCUCUAAGCACCCGAAGCCUAAGCAGCCCGGCGAUGAGGACAAGGUUGACGAGGGCGACUUCAUUCCCGGCCAAGGUGCCGGUGGUAUCGGACGCAUCAAGAUCGCCGAUUUUGGUCUCUCCAAGAUUGUUUGGGAUAACCAGACAAUGACGCCUUGUGGAACUGUUGGCUACACAGCACCUGAGAUCGUAAAGGAUGAGCGAUACUCCAAGUCUGUCGAUAUGUGGGCGCUAGGAUGUGUGCUAUACACUCUGCUUUGCGGUUUCCCGCCAUUCUAUGAUGAGAGUAUCGAGGUGCUCACUGAGAAAGUUGCCAAGGGCCAGUACACUUUCUUGUCUCCAUGGUGGGACGAGAUCUCAAAGUCUGCCCAGGAUCUUAUCAGCCAUCUCUUGACUGUGGAUCCUGAGAAGCGAUUUACGAUUACCGAGUUCCUCGCUCACCCGUGGAUUGCCGGAAACGGACCUACUCCCCGAGAUGAGAUGAGGAAGUCUGAUGGUAUGCUCAAAGCCUUUGAUGCUACGAAAUUCGAAGAGUCUGGCAAGCGAUAUGACUUCCGAUCUCCUGGCGCUGUUAACCUGCGUGAGGUCUUCGAUGUCGGUUAUGCUGUUCAUCGUCAAGAGGAAGAGGGCAAGCGAAGGGCGCAGAUUGGCCCCAAGGGCACACCAGCACGCUUCCUCGGCGGCCUCAACGAGGAAGACGAAGACGAUGAUGUCAUGCAGAUCGAUGGUCAAGAUAACACCGGCGCCAAGCCCAACGCAGCGACUCAGGCCCUUGAGCAAAGUAUGCGAAAGGCCAAUAUCCGAGACCAAGAGCAACAGCAACAGUCUCGGGGUCGUGAGCGUGAGCGUACUGAGAGAGGCUACGGCCAACAUUCGGCAACAGUUGCCGCGGCUGCUCGACAGCAGGUCCGUGAGCGCAAUCGCCAGCGAGGAGCAUUCGAGCUCAACCUGGACAACGCUACCCUUCUGGGCAAGCGAAACAAGAAGGUUCCUGUCAUGGGGGUAUAG
This is a messenger RNA of Fusarium tjaetaba, 1728 nucleotides long. Its product is annotated as CAMK CAMK1 CAMK1-RCK kinase. The transcript has 4 exons. The record is from RefSeq and is a predicted model, not a curated record. The coding region runs from base 1 to 1728 and encodes 575 amino acids. NCBI's taxonomy places the organism in Eukaryota, Fungi, Ascomycota, Sordariomycetes, Hypocreales, Nectriaceae. Gene Ontology annotation, molecular function: ATP binding; protein kinase activity. Gene Ontology annotation, biological process: protein phosphorylation.